AUGAAAGUCACUCUCGGCAACCCAAACCUUCCAAAAGACGUUAUUGUGAAUGAAGUUGCUCAUUCCAAGCCUCUCUCCAUCUUCCAGGAAGACGUAUCAGAAAUUAGAAAAGCAACCAAUGUUUCCACAUCUCGUACUCCUGUGUAUGCUUUGAGCGGAAAAUCAUUGUAUCCUAAACACUACUUUGGAUUUUUACAGAAUUUGAAGCAAGUUUGGGCUCCAAGAGCCACCUCUGCCGGAUUCUGGGGUGUUACUCUCGGUUUCUGGGCAUGGUAUGCUCUUAUUCCACAAAGCAACAUGGUUUUGAGAAGAAUUUUCCUCGGAGAACAUCCAGAGGAUUAA
Naegleria lovaniensis is the source of this 342-nucleotide messenger RNA. RefSeq lists its product as uncharacterized. Lineage: Eukaryota; Heterolobosea; Eutetramitea; Acrasida; Naegleriidae. The record is from RefSeq and is a predicted model, not a curated record. The coding region runs from base 1 to 342 and encodes 113 amino acids. The transcript has 2 exons.